UACGCAAGCGGAGUAUGUCACUUCGUAGAGUGAUCGACAAAAACGACAGCAUUUUGCUCGAACUGUUGGCGUUUACGCACGAACCUUAUAUGCAUUAAAAAAUCACAUGGACUUUCUUAACUGUUUUAAGUUGUUUUAAUUAAAAAUGUUAAUUAAACUAGGUGCGAUUUUGUUAGUUUCAGCCGUCUCUAGUGCACAUAUGAUAAGUCAAAGAUGGGAUGUGGCAGUAGCUGUAGGUGAUGAAAUUAAACUUUUAAAUUACACCGGUUCGUUAUUAGGUACUGCUGUCGAACAAUUCACCAAAUUAAAAGCCUUAUCAUAUGACUAUGUCCGCCAUCAGUUUUUGGUUAGUAAUAUGGAGAAACUAAACGACACCAUUUUUAAAAUACAAUUAAACAACAAGCAAACUGCGAUAGUACCUAUUGUAAAAGACCUUCCAGAUGAUGUACAGGGCAUAGCUAUCGAUCCUUUAACAGAUAUUUUAUAUUGGACUGAUAGUGAUAAUCGUAGUAUAAAUUAUGUCUCAUUGAAGCAUUCUUCCGACAAAUUGAACAAUCUUCUUUAUUUUAAAGAUGAAAUUCCUCAUGAUAUAGCAGUUGACUCAUGUAAAAGGUAUUUAUACUGGACCAACUUGAAUAUCAUGAAACCUUCUGUAGCGAGAAUAUCGCUUAAUACAAUGAAACAAGAAGUUUUGGUGAGCGAUGAUCUUUUUAGUCCUACGGGGAUAACAAUAGAUUACGAAAAUGAUAGAAUUUAUUGGGGAGACCUCAGACAAGGAAUAUACUUUCGUAUAGAAAGUACCAAGAUGGAUGGUACAGAAAGGCAAAUUUUGUUUGAAGGCACCCAUCAGAAACCGUAUGGAGUUGCCGUUGAUUCGGAUUACGUUUAUUGGACGGAUGUCAUCAAUAACGAAUUAAAUAGGAAAAGCAAACACGAUGACAGUCCUCCAGAAUGUAUCCACAAGUUCGAUGCGAUUCCCCAAGGUGUUGUAGUACAUGACACGGGUUUCGUUCAGCGCGAAGAAUGCAAAGAUGUGUAUAAUGCUAUUGAAAAUUUCAAAGGUACCACUACAGAAUUUUUUCUUGCCAAUGAGGAAAAAAAUGAAUCGAAUGAGUGUUUGAAGCGCGGAGAAUUUAUAGAUGGCGGAUGUCAAUGUCAUAGAGGAUACACUGGGACGAAUUGCGAGAUAUCGUUGUGCUACAAUUUUUGCGUGCAUGGAGAAUGUCAUUUUACCUCAUUAGCGUAUCCUCAGUGCAAGUGUCCUCCAGGAUUUAUGGGAGCAAGAUGCCAAAAAAAUAUUUGUGACGGAUUCUGUUUGAACGAUGGCAAGUGCAGUAUUGCCGCCAAUAGCACCUCAACCCCAAUCUGUAAAUGUACAAAUGGUUUUUCAGGAAUAAGGUGCCAAGAAAGUACCGAAUUCUCUAAAAUUUGCGAAUUAUAUUGCAGCAGAAGACAUGCCAGUUCCCUUUUGGAUGAAGAAAGCGAAAUGCUUUGCAAGUGCCAGGAUGGCAGCUUUAAAAUUGUCGACAACUCGGUUAGAGUUCAAGAAUCUGCGGAACAAACAAGUAUAUGGCAAUAUACUGAAAAGCCAGCGAUCAUAGUCUUGUCAGUUUGUAUGGUAGUUAUGUUCGUACUCAUUAUUGUUUUGGCUUCGUUCGUGUGCAAGUUACGGCGCCGUCCACGGAUAAAAAAACGAAUAAUUGUUAACAAAAAUGUAACACCACUCACAUACCGGCCUCAAGCACCCGAACAGUGCGAGAUCACGAUAGAAAAUUGUUGCAACAUGAACGUCUGUGAAACGCCAUGUUUUGAACCACCAAAGUUACGAGCUUUCCAUUCAAAGAAAGAAGAGAAGAAGGAAUUGCUAGGAAAUAUGGAAAACGGAGAAGACCUUUACUAAUGCAUACUUAAUAUCGUAAAAAACAAGGCUCAGGCUGUGACUAUAUAUAAUAACAAAAGUAUUACGUUAAAUAUCGUUAUUCCGUUUAAAUUAAUUAAUUGAACCAGAUUCUUCAAGAUCGUUCAAAUAAAAACGAAUCAGUUAAGACUGAUAUAUAGAAGGGUAUCAAAAACUGAGAACAUUUAACAUCAGUUUUUAAAAUCAAAAUAUAAAAUAGAAAAUUUUGUAAUGUCUAUUGUACGAUUGUUCCCUGGUGGCACUUAGCCUAGGAAUAAUUUUACAGAAUGAUGACAUGGUAUAGACCGGAUCAUAAUUAUUGUUACCAGUAAGCGGAAAGCAAUCUUUUGUGUGCAAUCAAUCCAAGAUCUUUUAUAAUGGGAUUCAGCUUCAAACAUUGGUACUUAUCAAACAUUGUCAAAUGUUCUAUUUUGUUAGUUUGCUGUGUACUUUCCAUGUGUGCAAGUAGUUUUUUUCUGUUAAAUUAUCUUAUGAAAGAAUAAUCACUGCCACUUAAAAAUUGUUUUCUUAAAAGCAAUCUCGGUAUAAAGCUUAAGACAUAGGUAAGUUUCUAAGUUUUCAAUCAUCGGUCAUAAUGUACUUUUUUGUUGUGCAAUUUUGUUCUAUUCUUUUUUAAUUUAUUUUGAUGCGGUUUGCUGCUUCAGAAGUAAAUUAAUCGCAACUUGGUUUAAAAAAGUUCCUUAAUUAAUUUAUUUCUUCCGAUUAUUUUAUUUUUCUAAUGAAUAAAUAAACACGCAGAAAGAAAUCUAAUACAUAGUGUAUCAUCAUCUGCGUGACUAUUAUAAACCCAUAGAAUUAGGUUGCGUUGCUAAUUAACUAAUUUAAUUAUGAUAAUUAUCUAGCGAAGUAUUCUAAACUGUCUGUUCUCUUCGGUUGUGAGUAGAUUUUAGUGUUGGUAUAAAAUACCAGCAGAAUCCUGUUUCUUGUUUGCUCCUAACACACAACUUUGCCGAAUAUUCUGUUACAGUAAAUAUUUUUAAGUAACAAAAAUUGUUGUUAAAAGUUACCUUAAGGAGCAAGUAAUGUCAAAAAUUAGA
This is a messenger RNA of Agrilus planipennis (emerald ash borer), 2955 nucleotides long. Its product is annotated as protein cueball. NCBI's taxonomy places the organism in Eukaryota, Metazoa, Arthropoda, Insecta, Coleoptera, Buprestidae. Bases 146 to 1900 code for a protein of 584 amino acids. The record is from RefSeq and is a predicted model, not a curated record. The transcript is spliced from 6 exons.